Ambispora leptoticha is the source of this 651-nucleotide messenger RNA. NCBI's taxonomy places the organism in Eukaryota, Fungi, Glomeromycota, Glomeromycetes, Archaeosporales, Ambisporaceae. The record is from the annotation of a GenBank genome assembly.
AUGUCUUCUUCUCUCAGCAAGGUGUUUGGGAUUAGCGUUUUUUAUUUGGCUUAUCAGUUAGAAAAUGAUGGUGAAAAACUUUACGACUUUGUUAGAAGGAUUAAUGAUUAUUACGAAGUUAAUUCUGCUACUUUUAAAUUUGUCAUUAGUCGGAGUGAUAAAACCUUUUUCAAAAACUCCUUAACCUUACAAAAAGAAUUAGGGGAAAUUGUAGUCAAAGAGCAAGGCUUAAAAAAAAUAAAAGGUCUGGGGGGCUUGCCGGUAGGCAGUUCAGGGAGGGUUCUAUUACUUUUGAGUGGUGGAAUAGACUCACCAGUAGCCGCUUACCAAUUAAUGAAAAGAGGUUUAGAAGUUAUUUAUUUACAUUUUUACCAUCAAAAGGAAGACCAAAAAAAAAUAUUUGACCUUAGUGAAAAAUUAAGUCCUUAUAAUAACUUUUCUAAUCAAGUUUAUUUAGUUGAUACUCAACCCCUUUUCACCGAAAUUAGCCAUAUUAGCCAAGCAAAAUACCGCCUAAUCAUUUUAAAACGAAUGUUUAUUCGUUGUGCUUGUUUUUUAGCCGAAAAAUUGGCAAUUGCCGCCCUCGCCACUGGUGAUGCCUUAGCCCAGGUGGCUUCGCAGACCAUUGAAAGUUUAAGCGUGAUUUCGCAA